AUGGACAUGAAGGCCCCUGCUCAGCUCCUGGGGCUCCUGCUGCUCUGGCUCCCAGGUGCCAGAUGUGACAUCCAGAUGACCCAGUCUCCAUCCUCCCUGUCUGCAUCUUUAGGAGACACAGUCACCAUAACUUGCCAGGCGAGUCAGAGCAUUAGCAGUUGGUUAGCCUGGUAUCAGCAGAAACCAGGGAAAGCCCCUAAGCUCCUGAUCUAUAAGGCAUCUAGUUUGCAAAGUGGGGUCUCCUCGAGGUUCAGUGGCAGUGGAUCUGGGACAGAUUUCACUCUCACCAUCAGCAGCCUGGAGUCUGAAGAUGUUGCAACUUAUUACUGUCAACAGCAUAAUAGCUUCUUAAGUUUAACUUUUGGCCAGGGGACCAAGGUGGAGAUGAAACGGUCUGACGCUCAGCCGACUGUCUCCAUCUUCCCACCAUCUGAGGAGCAACUGAAUUCUGGAUACGCCUCUGUCGUGUGCUUCCUGAAUAAAUUCUACCCCAAAGAUUACAAAGUCCAGUGGAAGGUAGACGAUGUUGUUAAACAGGGUGACGUAGUGGAAAGUUAUACAGAACAGGACAGCACAGACAGCACCUACAGCCUCAGCAGCACCCUGACGAUGACCAGUGCAGAGUAUAAGAGCCAUAAUGUCUAUACCUGUGAGGCCACACAUGACAGCCUGAGCUCGCCUGUGGUCAAGAGCUUCACCAAGCAAGAGUGUUAGGCCAAGAGGCCUGCCAGGCACCUCCACCUGCCCCUCAGGCCCAGGCUCACCCCUCCUUCCUUAGACCCCAGGCCCUUUUCCCACAAGGGACACACCCCUACUACAAUCCUCUAGCCCCUCUGCCCACCCCAACCCCCCU
Cynocephalus volans (Philippine flying lemur) is the source of this 853-nucleotide messenger RNA. RefSeq names its product immunoglobulin kappa light chain-like. Lineage: Eukaryota; Metazoa; Chordata; Mammalia; Dermoptera; Cynocephalidae. The record is from RefSeq and is a predicted model, not a curated record. The coding region runs from base 1 to 714 and encodes 237 amino acids. The transcript has 5 exons. Gene Ontology annotation, biological process: immunoglobulin production; immune response.